Molecule: messenger RNA, 835 nt
Organism: Daucus carota subsp. sativus
Lineage: Eukaryota; Viridiplantae; Streptophyta; Magnoliopsida; Apiales; Apiaceae
Exons: 4
Coding region: 136-600 (154 amino acids)
Source: RefSeq, a predicted model, not a curated record
UCCCUUAUAAAAAGGCACCCACGCCCAUAAACAAGCAAAAGAAGAAAGCAAGAAAAGAAAGUCUACAACUACAACACUCCCCAGCCCCCAUAAAUCACUCUCCAAGAACACACUUCUCAGUUCUCAUACUCAAACAUGGAUCUUGAAUUCAAGAAAAGCCAUGUUCCAGCAUUUGGGAGCUGGGAUUGCAAUGAUGAUCUUCCGUUCACACAGUGCUUUGAGUCUGCAAGACAAGCUGGGCUCCUGCGGUACAGCUACUCUCAAGAUCGUGAUCUCUAUGUCACUGGUGACUUGUACCAAAAUGAUGUGGUCACUCCGGCCAUGAUUGUUGUUCCCCGCCGCAGGGCAAAAGGAGGCUACCCACAUGUGAAAGAAGGCAAAAAGGAAGGGUGGGUGGUUUGUGAGUGUGAAUAUGAGUAUGAGCAUGAUGUGAAAGAGCCACCAAGCCCUGUGCCUAAUGCUCCUCCACCAAGAAAGGCACCCAAGGCUGUGGAUGAAGAUCUCUACAAAAUCUCUCCAGACCUUCUCUAUGCCAGUUCCAAAAGGAAGAGGGGAUUUGGGUUGUUCUCUUGCUGCUUGAGGCCAUCCUGUGACUUGUGACUUGUGAGAAACCAGUGAGAACUCACAAGACUUGCUGAGAUGCAUUAUAUGCCAACAUGGAGAAGAAUGAUGACAGAGCUGAUAUAUAAUAUAAUAUAUUAUAUUAGUAGUACAUAUAUGCAGUGGAAAAUGUUGGUCUACUUUUGUGUGGCUACCUAGUAGUGAACUGUUUGACAUCAAAACAUAAUCUUGUAGUGGUAUUUUUUUAUUUAGUGAAAUAUUAUUAUUGUUAUCA